CCCCCCCCCCCCCGUCCCGAACGCGACUUCACGCCGACCCCCCACCCCUCCUUACGGGCCCAGUUCCACAGCCAUCAAGGACUCACCGAGCACCUUUGUCGCACGCGGCCCGCUGAGGCGACCAAACCCCCCCCCCUCCCCCCUCCGCGGUGGCUUCAUCUGCUGGAUGGUCACACUGGGACCGGGAGUUUUUACAAUCAAACCACGUGGUCAAACAGGCCGGUGGUGUCCAGAGAAGUCCAGGGCCGGUGUAGUAUUCACAGGUCCUCGUGGCGAGCAGGUCAAUACAUCGUCAUAGUGUGUGUGUGUGCGUGUGUGUGUGUGUGUGUGCGUGUGCGUGUGCGUGUGUGCGUGCGUGCGUGCGUGCGUGUGUGUGUGUGCUCUUAUGGAUCGACAACAGUUUGCUUUUGUUUACUUGGUUCUCUUGGGCCUGUAAAAGUUGCGUCAUGAACAUUCCGUGAUCAAUAUGUCAUAUAUGCACACACACACACACACACACACACACACACACACACACACACACACACACACACACACACACACACACACACACACACACAGUGUCAUCUUUGCAGGCUGCGUGCGGGAAGGAAGGUUUUGGAAAGUCUCGAUUUAUGACCUCAUGUUUAAGCUAGUGACUUAGUCUUAAGCACGUCUCGUCUUCCGAAUUGAUGCAAAAAAAAGAGAAGAUUACUCCCCCUGAAUGCCUGUUUUGGCAGCGAUGUGUAAAAAAAAAAAAAAAAAAAAACUCAUGUCUUUCUCUUUUUGGGCACAGUGUGCGCAGUGGUGUAGUGCUGUGUAGGCCUAUACAGUAUUUGUGGUGCAGCUCCUCUAUGCAUGCCAUAUUUGUUGGUACAGUAGUUCCCUUCAGAUUUGCGUUUGACAUCAUGGAGGAGGGCGGGGAAAAAAACAUUUAAAAAACCCUCCGGUGUCUUCAACUUAUCGAUGCAAGUCAGUUUUUGAAAUAUCCAUGCUCAUAAUUUUGUUUCCACUUCGAAUGCUGUGUCUCUAAUAAUGUCGAAAUAUGCUAAAGAGUUUGCUUUACAAAGUGUGGAGCAAACACGGUUUCAUUGUCCUGGACAAGAAAAUAUGAGAUUCUGUGAAAUUAACAUUAUAAAAUAAGUGUAAUAGUUCUGUAUGACUUGUGUUUCGGUGUAUGUGUAAAUAAGAGUGAUAUCUAGAAGUGUUUGCCAUGUUAUAAUACACUUCUCUGCUAUUCUCACUUCCUCUCUGCUCUUUAUCUCUGCCAAUUUUUUUUUCUUUCUUUUCCCAUUUUUGUACCUCCGUUUUCCUCCUCUUCCUCCCCUGUUCCCAACUCCUAUUCACUUCUGCAAAACGGAAGAGGAAGAUAAAUUAAAAAUGAUGUAUGUAAUAUAGGAGGGAGAGGGCAAUGGGAGUGAGAAUAAACUGUUUACUAUGCAAAAGGCCGUAAAAGAAUGAACCGGUUGAGGGGAAGAGUGCAAUUUUCUUAAAGCAACCUUGGAGAUUUUGUGUAACCUGGACAGUGUACAUGUUGCAUGCGCCAAAUUUACUUGCGCGUGAGGAACACUUAAAGUAUGAUACCUACAUUAAAGUGAAUUAUCGUUAUACCAUUUCAGUACCUAUGGCUCUUCUGUUUUACCCACAACAGAUCACACACAAAGACGGCGUCUAUUUGAACAGUUUUCAUCAAAGCUGCUACGAGAAAACUCCGUCUUGAACUGCAUUCCAAUUGUCGUUUCUCUCCAACCAUCUUUUGCGUCGAUGCAGUCGGCGUUGGAUUUUUCACAGAAGCCCACGUCAUCGUCGAAGCCUUAAUUAUUCAUAUUGUCAUGAACCGCUUGAUUCAUUCGUAUGGAGGCGCUUGGAUUCUCCUCAGACAGCUCCUCGCCCAUCUACUGCUGGAUGUGACCUUGGUGAUGAUGUGGAUAUAAGGACUGGAUGUACAGGGUAUACAGCUAAGGUAUCAAUCAAAAGGUCCUCAGAGAAUAAUCUUCAUUUUACUAACAUGAAAGCAAGAUUCUAACCUUAGUUUGUGUUAUAGACAAAAAAGAAUGUGUUUAACAACGUCGCGACUGUGCUGCUGUCCGUGGUGCUGAACUGAAUUUAUUCAGGCCACAGGUUCGUCCACGAUGCCCAGUGACACACACACACACACACAUAGGGGGCGGGGUUAUCCUAGCCACACAGAGUCAAGCUAAUUGUUGUCAGAGGAGCGCUGCUGAUGCUGCUGAUGCUGUUUUCUCCCAACAACUUUUUGUUCUAUGGCGGCUUUGUCCUGUUUUUCCACGCUCCCCCCCCCUCGGCCCGCGCCUCCUCUCUGGUUCUUCAACUGCACUUCUGACAAAACUUCCCCUCUCAGCGACCUUAGCCCUGUGCACGCUGCUCAGACGAAAACCUGCACAGGUCCCUCCGGCUGCACGAGCGGGCCCACAGCUUAGGUGAGCAGAAGAUGUGCACACAAUCUGAGCGUCCUUCAGCCGAAUGGAUCCACACGAAGACCAGACACCGGGGGAAAGUUUUUUACAGUUUCUAAACCCCCGUUUUGGAGGAGGAGGAGGAGGCCGGGCCGACAUGAGGCUGUGCAACCGCGGGGUGAUGAUGCUGCUGACCACGGCGGGGGCUUUCUGCGCCUUCAGCCUCAUGACCAUCGCCGUGGGAACGGACUACUGGCUGUACUCCCGCGGGGUGUGCCGCUCCAAGAACCAGAACGACAACGAGACCGUGCGCAAGAACGAGGAGGUCCUGACCCACUCGGGUCUGUGGAGGACCUGCUGCACCGAGGGGACUUUUCGGGGCGUUUGCAAAGACAUUGAUCAUUUUGCUGAAGAUGCAGACUACGAGCAGGAUGCCGCAGAGUACUUACUGCGCGCGGUGCGGGCCUCCAGCCUCUUUCCCAUCCUCAGCGUGGGCUUGUUGUUUCUCGGAGGCAUGUGCGUGGCUGCCAGCGAGUUCUACAAGUCACGUUACAACGUCAUCCUCACCGCGGGUAUUCUCUUUGUCUCCGCAGGUCUCAGCAACAUCAUUGGCAUCAUCGUGUACAUAUCAGCCAACUCGGGCGACCCCAGCCAGAGCGACAACAAGAAGAGCUACUCCUACGGCUGGUCCUUUUAUUUCGGCGCCCUGUCCUUCGUGCUGGCCGAGAUGGUGGGCGUCCUCGCCGUGCACGUGUUCAUAGAGAAACACAGGCAGCUGCGCACCAACGGCCGGCCGUCCCUCAUCAGGACGCCCGUCUCUCGCGGCUCGUCGUACUACCGCAAGCGCUACAACCACGGCCGCUCCUGCCGGUACAGCUGCAGGAGCAACCAGAGCGCGGGGGACUCCUUCCGAGCGUCCCUGAUGCGGGACGGGGAGCCGCCCGUCUCGGCGGGAUCCAAGGCCUCGGCGGGCUUCCCGGCGCCGGGCGACCCGGAGUUCAUGCUCUACGCGUUGACCUCGACCCUCAACGAGCCCAAAGUUGACCCGGCGGCGGGUGAUUUAACCGCGGCGGCGGCGGCUCACAACAACACGGAGAUGCUGCCCGGAAACGGUGCCGCCAGCAGGAGGACCACGCCUGUCUGAGAGGAGCGGAAGUGGAGGAUGUAAAAAAAAAAGAAAGAAAGGUGAACAUUAAAUGAACCAAAGUCUUUUUUUUUGGUACAAAAAGAAGAAGGAGGAAGGACCUGAAUGGGCCGGCACACACUGAUCUGUCCGAGAAUAAAUUAUAAAAAGAAAAAAUCACAACCCCGCGUUUCCCAAAUGCCAAGUUUGACGUCUCCAACGUGGUUGUUUUGUCCGACAAACAAUCCGAAAGACCAAAAAAAAGUGUUACAUUUACAAUGAUACAAAACCAAGAAAUGAAGUCAAGCUUGUGUGUGUAACGCUGGAAUCAGAGAAAAAAAAGCACAUUUUCAUAUUCUUUGCACGUCAUGUUGCUGUGCUAUAUGCUAUGGAUAUAACAGUAUAUACGCUAGUGUGUGAACAAGUGUGUGUGUAUCGUUAAAAGAAUGUGUGUUUGAGAGAGACAGCCAUGCAUUAAGAGACAGGAAGGAGAAGCGUUGUGUGAACCUGAUGAACUAUUACAUAAAAAUACGAGACACGCAGACACAGGUAUCUGGGAAUGACACAACUAACUAUGUCCAUUUCCUGUCCUCCUUUUUGAACUAAGCUCAAAAUCGAAGCCCCAUUAAAUCCAUUAGAUCCCUCUUAAUCUGUCUGUCGCUGUGUCUCUUUGAAUGUGUAUUGCAUAAGUGUAACAAAGAUAACCAUUAUGGCUUUGUCCCCGAGUCUUUGUUUACAUCAAAUAAAUGUGCAUGAAUUAACACAAAACGUGCUUUGGGUAGAAUGGAGCGGUGCUCUGGCUUUUGUUCUGUACUGUGCACAUUACAGGUGUCUGUGAGGGAGAAUAUUCAAAUAUCUAUCCCUGCAUGAAGCAAAGAAUGACUAUGAAAAUAAUAAAAAAUCGACCCCC
Pungitius pungitius (ninespine stickleback) is the source of this 4429-nucleotide messenger RNA. It is a transcript of the gene cacng3a, whose product is annotated as calcium channel, voltage-dependent, gamma subunit 3a. The record is from RefSeq and is a predicted model, not a curated record. The coding region runs from base 2464 to 3540 and encodes 358 amino acids. Gene Ontology annotation, biological process: calcium ion transport; positive regulation of synaptic transmission, glutamatergic; transmission of nerve impulse. Gene Ontology annotation, molecular function: channel regulator activity; voltage-gated calcium channel activity. Gene Ontology annotation, cellular component: postsynaptic density membrane; AMPA glutamate receptor complex. NCBI's taxonomy places the organism in Eukaryota, Metazoa, Chordata, Actinopteri, Perciformes, Gasterosteidae. The transcript has 4 exons.